UUCAACCUUACAAAGAAAAUUGUGAGAUUCACAACCUUUGACCUUAAGAUGAAACCCAGAGCACUUGAUGUUCGCAGGCAAAAGAAGAACUUGCCAUUUUAAUAAUGUUGAUGCUUGCUCAUUUGUGUUUUCUCCUCCCCUGGCUCGUCGCCUUCUGUGGGAAAGUUUUCUUCAGAGACUUAAGAAGAUGAAGAGUCCUGGUAAAAAAACUUUGGUAAGUGGUAAAUUAAUUUUACACUUGUAUUUCUCCCAACCAUAAGAUUAAUCUAAGGGUCAGGAUCCGAAUCCGCUUCCGCGUGGACCCCGUCCUCAUGCUUUUAAAUUGCUUUCUUUUGUGCUCACCAUAUGCGACACUUUCAUCGCUGACCACCCCUCCAAUGGGAUUCCUGACCAACUGCUUUCGAGGAUUUGCUUCUACUAAGAGACCUUCCGCAACCGUAGAAGAACUUUCCCACCGCUUCUCUCUUUCCCAAAUUCGAGCAGCAACCAACAACUUGGACGAAAGCCGAAUAAUCGAUGAAGGACGUUUUGGUAAGUUAUACAGAGGUCACAUCUCGAUCGAUGGCCAACCAAUAGAAAUUGCAGUGAAGCAUUUUAAUUCUCGAGAUCUAUUCUCAGCACGUUCUGAAUUCGUGAACGAGAUCCUGUUUAUGAGCCAGCUACACCACCCGAAUCUGGUGUCCCUCCUUGGAUUUUGUGACGAUGAAUUUAAAGAUGAAAUGAUGGUGGUGUAUGAGUUCAUGCCUAACGGAUCCCUCCACCAUCAACUUCACGAAAGGGAUAGCAACUCGCCAGCGCUUUCAUGGAAGACAAGGCUAGAGAUCAGCAUAGGAGUAGCGCGUGCACUACACUACCUUCACGUAGGAACCAAGCGCACCAUCGUCCAUUGUAAUGUGAAACCAAGUAACAUUCUUUUGGACGACCAUUGGAAUCCCAAACUGUCAGGAUUCGGGCUUUCUUUAAAAGGACCAAAAUAUUCAUCGAAGGAAAAGGCCAAGGACGUGGAAAGGAUCGCGGGCACGCUCGGAUACAUGGCCCUUGAGCAUGCUUGUUAUGGUAAGGUCUCAAGUAAAUGCGACGUCUAUAGUUUUGGAAUGGUUUUGUUAGGACUAAUAUGCAGAGUAACACUCUUCCAAAUUCUGUGAAAAAUUUGUGGCGAGUAUGAUCAGGAGGAGAAGAAUGAUGAGGGUAAGGAUGAACAUGCUUCUUCGCCAUCUUUCAAAAAUACGGCUGAUGAUGAGGCAGUUGUUAUUCUGCAAAAAGCAUUGAUGAAUGGAGUGACGAUCAUAAGAAUGACGAUCAGGAGAGGGAGAAUAAGGGUGAAGAUGAACAUGUUUCGCCAUCUUUCAGAAAUACAGCUGAGGAUGUACGGACUGAUUGGAGUGGCGUUGCAUCGCAAAGUGAUAUAAGCAGCCCAGCACCAAUUUUCGAUAUGGCUGAGAGAGUAAGGAGUUUUAUGGAAAAGGGAAAUAUUGGAGAAAUAAUUGACCAUAGUUUGGUAGGAGAGAUGGCACCAGAGUGUUGGAGACUGUACAUGGACAUUGCAGUGAGUUGCGUGAGUAGAUAUCCGGAUGAGAGGCCAGACAUGGGUGAAGUUGAAGUGCAGCUUGAACGUGCAUUGCACCUACAACAGGAAGCAGAUGCCGAUGAUAGUUUCCACGCUUUCUUGAUUUAACUCUCUCUCUCUCCCCUUCAUUUUCUCUCUGUUUUUCUUCUUCUUCUUCUUCUUCUUCUUAUUCUUCUUCUUUUUUAAAUCUUUCUAGCGUCCCAACUCUAUCUCACCCCGGGCCACUCCAUAAUUGUCUUCUUCCUAUAUUGAUUAGCAUAGUUGUCUCUUUAUAUUAAUUAGGAGGAUAUGUUGAUAUUUGUUUUUCAGAGUAAGUAGUAUAAGUUAUUAUAAACUCAAGAGUAUCUUGAGUUUGAGGGGAUCGUGUUAAGAUAUAUUGAGAUUUAUUCUUUAAAUUAAGCAAUAUAAGUUGUUACAAA
This is a messenger RNA of Prosopis cineraria, 1986 nucleotides long. Its product is annotated as probable receptor-like protein kinase At5g38990. The record is from RefSeq and is a predicted model, not a curated record. The transcript has 2 exons. NCBI's taxonomy places the organism in Eukaryota, Viridiplantae, Streptophyta, Magnoliopsida, Fabales, Fabaceae. Bases 312 to 1145 code for a protein of 277 amino acids. Gene Ontology annotation, biological process: protein phosphorylation. Gene Ontology annotation, molecular function: protein kinase activity; ATP binding.